AAAAUUAUUGAGCUGGUAUGUAUGUAUGUAUGCAUGCAGUCGUUCGCUAACACGGGGGCGCUGGUGACGUGCGUGAAGAACUUCCCGGAGAGCCGCGGUGUGGUGCUCGGCCUCCUGAAGGGCUUCGUCGGGCUCAGCGGCGCCAUCUUCACGCAGCUCUACUACGCCAUCUACGGCGGCGAGGACUCCAAGUCCCUCGUCCUCCUCAUCGCCUGGCUCCCGGCCGUCGUCUCCAUCCUCUUCGUCCACACCAUCCGCAUCAUCCCCUACCCACGCGGCCGCCACGCCGCCGAGACCACCUCCCCCUUCUACUGCUUCCUCUACAUCUCCAUCGCCCUCGCCACCUACCUCAUGGUCGUCAUCGUCGUCGAGAACCAGGUCGCGUUCUCGCACGCCGAGUACAGCGUCGGCGCCGCCGUCCUCGUCGUCCUCCUCUUCCUCCCCCUCGCCGUCGUCGUAAAGCAGGAGGUCAGGAGCUCCAAGCAAGAAGACGGCGUCGAUCGUUCAUCCUCCUCUAAUCCUCCGAACGGUCCCCCGCUGACCAGCAUUGCGAUCGUCGAGAAGACGUCUGCGGAGGAGGAGGAGGAGCCACGAAAGCGGUCGUGCGUCACGAACAUGUUCAGCCCUCCGGCGAGGGGCGACGACUACUCGAUCCUGCAGGCACUGGUGAGCGUGGACAUGAUCGUGCUGUUCGUGGCGACGAUAUGCGGGGUGGGCGGCACGCUGACGGCGAUCGACAACAUGGGCCAGAUCGGGCAGUCGCUCGGCUACCCGACGAGGAGCAUCAACACCUUCGUCUCGCUGGUGAGCAUCUGGAACUACGCGGGCCGCGUCGCCGCCGGGUUCGCGUCCGAGUUCCUCCUCGCCAAGUACAAGUUCCCGCGCCCGCUCGUGCUCACCUUCGUGCUCCUGCUCGCCUGCGUCGGCCACCUCCUCAUCGCCUUCGGCGUGCCGCAGUCGCUCUACGCCGCCUCCAUCAUCAUCGGCUUCUGCUUCGGCGCGCAGUGGCCGCUGCUCUUCGCCAUCAUCUCGGAGGUGUUCGGCCUCAAAUACUACUCGACGCUCUACAACUUCGGCUCCGUCGCGAGCCCGAUCGGGUCGUACAUACUCAACGUGAGGAUCACCGGACACUUGUACGACCGCGAGGCCGCGAAGGAGAGCGACGGGCUCGCCGGAGUGGUCGGCAAGGACACGACGUGCAUGGGAGUGCACUGCUUCAAGCUCUCGUUCAUUAUAAUAAGCGCCGUGACCGUGGUGGGGGCCUUGGUCUCGUUGAUACUGGUGUGGAGGACAAGGAAGUUUUAUAAGAGGGAUAUAUAUGCUAAAUUCAGAGACUCUCCUCCUACUGUGGAUAUUGUGGAGAAUAAUAGUAAUAGUAAUGGGGUGGUGGGGGAGAGUGUUAAUGGAGUGGAGGAGAAGUGUGUUGCAGAGAAUAAUGGAGUGAAUGGGGUGAGGUUAAUAAGAGAAUAGGUUUGUUUGUUUUUAAUUUCAAAAAAGAAGAGAUUUGUAAUUGUAUAAGCUAGCCAAAAAACUCAUAUUUAUUUAGUGUGUGAAAGAUGAUAUAUAAAAGAAUAUUUCGAGCUUCUUUUUCAUUAAA
Messenger RNA from Ananas comosus (pineapple), 1597 nucleotides. Its product is annotated as protein NUCLEAR FUSION DEFECTIVE 4-like. The record is from RefSeq and is a predicted model, not a curated record. Lineage: Eukaryota; Viridiplantae; Streptophyta; Magnoliopsida; Poales; Bromeliaceae. The transcript has a single exon. Gene Ontology annotation, biological process: transmembrane transport. The annotation marks the transcript as partial. Gene Ontology annotation, cellular component: membrane. Gene Ontology annotation, molecular function: transmembrane transporter activity.